AUGGAAGGUACUCAGUAUGAAUCUAAUAUGGGAUUGCUUUCCACAGAUGUUGCUCAUCACUCAAUUCUUAAUUCAGAGGUUUCAGAACCUAUUGCAGUAUUUUUUGAUUUGGAAACAUCACGCUUCUCUAAACAAUCUGAUAUUCUACAAAUCGCGGCUCAAUACAAUAAAUCUAAAUUUUCAGUUUAUGUUAACCCUAUUCAAAAAAUUGCAGCACAAGCAUCUGAAACAAAUGAUUUAACAAAUAUUAGAGGUGAAUUGAUGGUCAAUGGUAACUAG
Molecule: messenger RNA, 279 nt
Organism: Cotesia congregata
Lineage: Eukaryota; Metazoa; Arthropoda; Insecta; Hymenoptera; Braconidae
Source: the annotation of a GenBank genome assembly